UAUAAUUCACGUUUCUAAGGCAAACAUUGGCGGUGAGGCGUCUUUUAUUUUCUAGCAGUAUUCCUCAGAGAAAGGAAACAAGGAUUCGCUUGGGCCUGUCAUUUCCCCAAACUGACCUUCUACUCGCAGCGGUUCCUUCGAAAGAGUGAUUCAACCAAAGUCUCCACAACAUGUUCAUAACAGUGAAAUUUGCAGAUGACAAAACCGAACUUUUCAACCCGAAUUGUAGAAAUUGCCUACUGCUGAGUAAUAUCAAAGAAAGAUGUGACUGUGAAGAUGACGAUUUCAUCGACCUCUCUGAUGAAAGUGGAUCGCUAAAGAAUCUUCAAAGUCACCCAAUGGAUUAUGGGACAAAAUACUUGAAUGAAAGAGAGAUUCUUAUUCUUGUAAAAGGGGAAAAAACAGACGGAGAAAAUAUGACGUUUGUACCGUUACUGGAAGGAAUGGAGACAAAUAAGGCAUUUCUCGAGCGGCUUAAUCCACCACCACCAAAACCAGAGAAAAUCCGCUCAACAGCAAGGGAUUCCCCGAGCAGACUUCAGGUUGAAGGGGCACGUGGAAAGAGAGCGUCACUCGCACCCAGGCCGAAACAAAACCAAUUGGCACCUCCGGUGAGCUCCUCAAGGGCCCUUUCCCCGGGAAGGAGAGGCAGCAGAAUAAGGAGCCAAAGUGUACAGCUAGCGCAAGCCCCAUUAAGUUCUUCGCUUAAUUCAGCAAGACGUGCUCGGUAACCUAUAUAUGGUAUUUUUAUCAUUAUAGCUUUCUUUCGAUGCAAGGAUUACAAGAAGAGGUAUUUUUUGGCAUAAAAGUGAUCCAUGUUAGUUUGUGAGUGACAGUCGAGUCUCAACGUUAACUCCGGCAGAUAAUUAUGGUGUGAGCACAAAGUAAGGUUCCACAUACUACCAUAGGAAGAGGAGAAAAAGAGUUUUCCUUUGCUAGAUAUUCGCCAGGAUUGCUCCAAGAAUUUUCUCGCCGAAACUUCUCCUUACUCCACACAGAAAGGUCUAUCCUGAUAUCGUAUAAAGAACUGUGUAAAUUGUUCAUCCUUGUCCAACACGGACAUGUCAGUUUUUUUUCAACAAGGAGGCUCGUCGAACAAAAACUCAUAUUGGUUUUCCAUCUACACCACGCCAAGAAAAACAUUUCAACCAAAUUUUACAGGGUUUAAAAGAAAAUACUCAUUACCAAAAGAAACUCAAGGUUUUCAAAAUAUUUCGUCGUUCUUUAAUAAAUAGAGGCUUGAAAAUAAAUAACCACUUUAUA
Pocillopora damicornis (cauliflower coral) is the source of this 1263-nucleotide messenger RNA. RefSeq lists its product as uncharacterized. NCBI's taxonomy places the organism in Eukaryota, Metazoa, Cnidaria, Anthozoa, Scleractinia, Pocilloporidae. The record is from RefSeq and is a predicted model, not a curated record.